AUGUUACUCUUAGUAGUAAUCGUCUCAAUACUUUCAAUUGGAAGUCUUAAUGGUGAUGCAGUUAUUCAAGCAGCCUUUCGAGCUUGUCCUGGUUCUAGUGGAUCGAUUUGGACUCGACCAAGUUAUUGUCCUGCUGAUCCAAGCAACAAUCCUCCUCAACAAACAGAAAUAAUGGAUCUUAUAGCUUGGACAUGGAACACAGCACCAAAGGAACAAGCAUGUCCAUUUGGAUUGAGUCGUGUUUUAUUAAGAUUUGAUCAAAUGACAGAUGUCAUUCCACAGGACGCCAUCAUUAGAUCUGCAACAUUGAAACUCUUUGGAGUAGGUAGUCAACAAGUGAAUGGUUAUGCAUUUUCUUACUUUGCUAACUCUUAUCUUAAUGCAUAUGCACCUGCUCAUUAUGGUCCAAACAGGGUAAAUAUUACACGCGUUACUCAGGCAUAUGAUAUGGCAACAGUCACUUGGAAUACUCAACCAUCGAGCCAAGGUCCUCCUGCUGUUAUACCAGAGUCAAAUAUGCAAUUUUAUUACAACAUUGCCGUUGAUGUAAAAUCUCUUGUAGAUAACAUGCUUGCUCCUGGUACUAAUAAUGGUUUUCUACUUCAAUUCGAAGUCGAAGACUAUUAUCGUUCAAUGAACUUUUUCUCAAGCAAUACAAAAGAUGAUUCAAAACGACCUCUUCUUGAAGUUGAAUACAUCGUAUCUUGUAAGGGAAGUGCAACCAAAGAUGUUUUGCUAGAAGCGCCAAUAGUAAAUGUGAAAAAUUGA
Molecule: messenger RNA, 768 nt
Organism: Adineta steineri
Lineage: Eukaryota; Metazoa; Rotifera; Eurotatoria; Adinetida; Adinetidae
Source: the annotation of a GenBank genome assembly